Messenger RNA from Pleurotus ostreatus (oyster mushroom), 300 nucleotides. RefSeq lists its product as uncharacterized. The transcript is spliced from 4 exons. NCBI's taxonomy places the organism in Eukaryota, Fungi, Basidiomycota, Agaricomycetes, Agaricales, Pleurotaceae. The coding region runs from base 1 to 300 and encodes 99 amino acids. The record is from RefSeq and is a predicted model, not a curated record.
AUGUCUAGCAGUCAAUCAGUAAUCGCCGAAGAUUCAUCAAGUUCCACCCUCAUCCCCCCACCAGACAUCUCCCCAACCGUGACACCCCCAUUCCCCAGCGAUGCUGACAUUAUCGGGGGCCCUUCCAUACCCAUCCCAUUCUUUCCCUCGACAGCGCCCAGCGAAGUCCCAACGUCUCCCUCAGCCUCCAACCCUCCUGCUAGUCGAACAUCCUCGCUCAUAUCCACGCCGCUUCUCACUUCAGAGCAGCGCAAAGCCACGGGCGUUGCCCAAGUACAAUCACCAUUCAGCUCCAGGUGA